UUCCAGAAACACAAAUAAGCCACCAUGAUGAGUGCCAAGACACUCGCUCGGCUGGCGAAGAAGUGGCAGAGGGUGGUGGCUAUCGGGCGGAAGAGGCUGACCUGGUCGUCAUCAACGUCAGCGGAAGAAACCGGAGGGCCGUGUGGCACAUCAUGCUCAUCGGUGGCCGGCAAGGGACACUUCAUCGUGUACACCACCGACGGUGUGAGGUUCGAGGUGCCGCUUGCGUUCCUUGGCACGACAGUCUUCGGCGAGCUCUUCAGGAUGUCCCAAGAGGAGUUCGGCUUCGCAGGCGUUGACAGUGGCAGAAUCACGCUGCCCUGCGAUGCAUCGAUGAUGGAGUACGCGAUGUGCUUGCUCAGGAGAAGUGCCUCUGCAGAGAUGGAAGCCGCGUUCCUCCACUCCAUGGCGAUGUCAUGCCAUUAUCAUGCGGCAGCACAUCUGGGAGUUAGCCAGCCUUUUGGUGUCUGCAGCUCGUGA
Aegilops tauschii subsp. strangulata is the source of this 480-nucleotide messenger RNA. Lineage: Eukaryota; Viridiplantae; Streptophyta; Magnoliopsida; Poales; Poaceae. The record is from RefSeq and is a predicted model, not a curated record.